Galdieria sulphuraria is the source of this 1597-nucleotide messenger RNA. Its product is annotated as molybdopterin biosynthesis protein MoeA. NCBI's taxonomy places the organism in Eukaryota, Rhodophyta, Bangiophyceae, Galdieriales, Galdieriaceae. Gene Ontology annotation, biological process: molybdenum incorporation into molybdenum-molybdopterin complex; Mo-molybdopterin cofactor biosynthetic process. The transcript has 6 exons. Bases 175 to 1434 code for a protein of 419 amino acids. Gene Ontology annotation, cellular component: cytoplasm; cytosol. The record is from RefSeq and is a predicted model, not a curated record. Gene Ontology annotation, molecular function: molybdopterin molybdotransferase activity.
UAGAAUUUGUGAAGCAUUCACUAUUCAAAAAUUACUGUGCCAAGGAAUUAUGCGUAGUAGUCAACAAGAGUAAAGGUUUCGUUAAUUUGUAGACGAAAUUAUUUCAUCGAGGAAUAUUUUGAGCUGCGUUUCUUCAUUUGCGAGUCUUCCAAAGAAGACCUAUUUGUUUGCAUUAUGUCGCAAGUGUCCCGUUGUUCUCCGUAUUCACUGAUAGAAGUUGACGACGCUCUCUCCCUAGCACUGUCGGAAGCCUCACAUCGUGAGCUCAUACAAGUACAGUCCAAGGAAGCAUUCGGUUUUGUAGCAGCUGAAAAUAUCUAUGCAAAAAGUCCUUUUCCACCGUUUAAAGCCUCUCUGAAAGAUGGCUACGCUGUUAGACAUCCGCUUUCACCCGGAAAAAAACAACUAGUUGGUACUGUGAUAACUGGAAGAUCAAAGGAGCUGCCACAAGUCAAUUCUGAGCAAGCCGCGUAUAUUACUACUGGAGCCCCAUUACCACCUGGUGCAGACUCAGUUAUACCGGUAGAGUGGACAGCAGAAUCUGGAGACCCGGGUUUUGUCAUGAUUUCCAGAGGAACGCAUGUUUCAGGUCAGGAAGUUCGUCAGAUAGGAUCUGAUAUUCCUGAAGGAGAGCUUAUUAUUUCCGAUGGUUCGCAUAUUGGAGUUACAGAGUGUGCGUUGCUUAUCAACUGUGGAGUGGAAAGGGUUCAAGUUUAUAAGCGCCCAAAAGUUGCUGUUUUCUCUACAGGAAAUGAACUUGUAGAAAUAGGAAAUUCGCUUUCAUUCGGAGAGAUAUAUGAUGCCAAUAGACCACUUGUAAUAGCAGCUUUGAGAAAGAUGGAUAUUGAAAUAGUCGACUUGGGUAUUGUAAGAGACGACGAAGUGCAUGUAAGAGAGGCGUUUGAGAGAGCUCUAAAACUGGCGGAUAUAAUCAUAACUAGUGGAGGAGUUUCUAUGGGAAGCCACGACUAUGUAAAGAAGGUUUUAGAAAGACUUGGCAAGGUGCAUUUUGGCCGAGUGAGAAUGAAGCCUGGAAAGCCAUUAACAUUUGCUACGGUAGAAAGUGAAAAUUCAAGCAAAAGAUUCGUGGUUGGGUUACCUGGCAAUCCAGUUAGUUGCUAUGUUUGCUUUUAUCUUUUGGUAGUCCCUUUGAUAAGAAAGCUGUCUGGUUAUUCGAAACCUCAUUUGCCCAUAAUAGAAGCAGAAUUGUUGGAUCCUAUUCGAUUAGAUCCUGAAAGACCAGAAUACCAUCGCAGCAUUUUGCAAUGGAAUUUUGAACGGCAUAUUUAUCAAGCCAAAAGUACAGGUGAUCAAAGCAGUAGCCGGUUGUUGAGUGCUACAAAGGCAAAUGCGUUGCUCAUUCUUCCAAGUGAAAAUAAAACAUUGGAAAGAGGUACGCUGGUUCCCGCCAUAUUGCUCGAAUGUGACAAAUAAAAAUUUCGUCUCGUUUGGCCAUGUUGUUGUCGUUUGCGGGAAGUAUUCUUUGCUGGCAUCGUUUUCAUAUUCACCAAAAACAUUCUACUUGUUCAAAUAUUUAUGAAUGGAAUAGAUAUAGGUUGACAAGAAGGAAAUCUGCAAGAAAGGUUCAAACCCUUUU